AUGGCGGAGCGCGGCGAUUCCGAGCCCACCCCGGGUUGCAGCGGUCUGGGCCCGGGCGGCGUUCUCGGCGGCGGCGGCGGCGGCGCCCACUCAUGGGCCCCGGAGGACGCUUGGAUGGGCACCCACCCAAAGUAUUUAGAAAUGAUGGAAUUAGAUAUAGGAGAUGCCAGCCAAGUUUACAUAGCAUUCUUGGUUUACCUGGACCUCAUGGAGAGUAAAAGUUGGCAUGAAGUAAAUUGUGUUGGAUUACCAGAUCUCCAGCUCAUCUGCCUUGUCGGUACUGAGAUAGAAGGAGAAGGAUUACAGACUGUGGUGCCUACACCCAUCAGUGCUUCCCUCAGCCAUAACAGGAUAAGGGAGAUCUUGAAGGCAUCUCGAAAAUUGCAAGGUGAUCCAGAUUUGCCAAUGUCUUUUACUUUGGCCAUAGUGGAGUCCGAUUCCACAAUAGUCUAUUAUAAACUUACUGAUGGAUUUAUGCUGCCAGACCCUCAGAAUAUUUCCCUUAGAAGAUGACACCUAUACUUCCUGAAGCUUACUGUGAGAGUGGAUUUGAGAUCCGUCAGCCUGGUUCAUCUUUUAUCUCAGAGAUAGUUAGGGUUGACUUAGCUGGUCCUAUUCCAUAAGUUUUUCUUUUUGAAGAAUAAAACUUUCCCAGAUAG
Molecule: messenger RNA, 659 nt
Organism: Odobenus rosmarus divergens (Pacific walrus)
Lineage: Eukaryota; Metazoa; Chordata; Mammalia; Carnivora; Odobenidae
Gene: TSEN15
Product: tRNA splicing endonuclease 15 homolog (S. cerevisiae)
Exons: 5
Coding region: 1-513 (170 amino acids)
Biological process (GO): tRNA splicing, via endonucleolytic cleavage and ligation
Molecular function (GO): nucleic acid binding
Source: RefSeq, a predicted model, not a curated record